Sphenostylis stenocarpa is the source of this 432-nucleotide messenger RNA. Lineage: Eukaryota; Viridiplantae; Streptophyta; Magnoliopsida; Fabales; Fabaceae. The record is from the annotation of a GenBank genome assembly.
AUGGCCAUGGCUUUCAAGAUGGCGACCACUGGAAUGUGGGUAACGGAUGAGUGCAAGAACUCGUUCAUGGAUAUGAAGUGGAAGAAGGAGCACAGAUACAUAGUGUUCAAGAUCGACGAGGGAUCCAGGGUGGUCACCGUUGAUAAACUGGGUGGCCCCACCGAGGGCUACGAUGAUCUCACUGCUUCCUUGCCCACCGAUGAUUGCCGAUACGCAGUCUUCGACUUCGACUUCGUCACCGUCGAUAACUGCCGCAAGAGCAAGAUCUUCUUCAUUGCAUGGUCUCCAGCAGCAUCAAGGAUUAGAGCAAAGAUUCUGUACGCAACUUCCAAGGAUGGGUUGAGAAGAGCACUGGAUGGAAUCAGCUAUGAACUCCAAGCCACGGAUCCAACCGAGAUGGGAUUCGAUGUGAUCAGAGACAUAGCCAAAUAG